AUGCGCGAAUUCAAAGUGGUCGUGUUGGGCUCGGGUGGGGUCGGAAAAAGUGCUUUGACUGUGCAGUUCGUGUCAGGAUGUUUCAUGGAGAAAUAUGACCCCACAAUAGAAGACUUCUAUAGGAAAGAAAUAGAAGUGGACAAUUCACCAUGUGUUUUAGAAAUAUUGGAUACCGCCGGCACGGAACAAUUCGCUUCAAUGCGAGACCUGUACAUAAAAAACGGACAAGGAUUCGUCGUAGUAUAUUCAUUAACGAAUCAUCAAACGUUUCAAGACAUCAAACCAAUGAAGGAAUUGAUAACACGCGUGAAAGGAUCUGAGCGCGUGCCCAUUCUGUUGGUGGGCAACAAAGCCGACUUGGAGCACCAGCGUGAGGUGUCGAAUGCAGAGGGCUCGGCGCUCGCGCAGAUGUGGGGCUGCCCCUUUGUGGAGGCCUCCGCCAAGAGCCGCACCAACGUUAAUGAGAUGUUUGCCGAAAUUGUGCGUGAAAUGAACGUUAGCCCUGAAAAAGAAAAGAAAACUUAUUGUUGUUGUACAGUGCUUUAA
Messenger RNA from Spodoptera littoralis (African cotton leafworm), 546 nucleotides. The record is from the annotation of a GenBank genome assembly. NCBI's taxonomy places the organism in Eukaryota, Metazoa, Arthropoda, Insecta, Lepidoptera, Noctuidae.